Messenger RNA from Exserohilum turcica Et28A, 5401 nucleotides. RefSeq lists its product as uncharacterized. The transcript is spliced from 3 exons. Gene Ontology annotation, cellular component: cytoplasm. The record is from RefSeq and is a predicted model, not a curated record. Gene Ontology annotation, molecular function: ATP binding; nucleic acid binding. Bases 1 to 5367 code for a protein of 1788 amino acids. NCBI's taxonomy places the organism in Eukaryota, Fungi, Ascomycota, Dothideomycetes, Pleosporales, Pleosporaceae.
AUGGCUGCCGACAAACAGGAUACCGCCGAGCACAUCCUCCAAUGGUACUCAGAUCUCUACAGCCGCCGGGUCGACCUGGUAGGCGACUUUGCAGGAAGUGAGCGAUUCCUCGUGCACGGCGAAUCACUCCUGCUUCAAUGCUUUAGCGACCCACAUCUCGACUUCUCCUCGGGCUACCAAUUGCUACACGCCUCGUACGCUGUCGAGAAAUUUCUGCAGGGCCUCAUUUCGCGGAGCUGCAACUUCCACAUUGCUUUCUUCGACGAACACCAAGAUCUUUGCGUGCCUCAAGAUGCAUCCCCCACCAUUAGCGAAAAGUAUCUGCUUGCACGAGCAGCCAUCAUUCGCCAUCUCCAGGUCCACUUGCCAGAUGCUGUCGAAGAGACCGAGGUCCAUACUUUCCCUUCCACGUCUUCAGACGAAUUCGCAGACUACCUGCGUGCUACCGACAUCUACUUUGUGCUUUGUCAUGAUGGUGCCUCGUUCACGGACAUUCGAAAGAGGAUGCUACUGCAGAAUGAUCUCGGCUCUCUCCAAUCAGAGGAUACAAGUGUAAAGGAGCGACAUCAGACGUACAAGUCGUCGUUUCGUACUUUUAUCUACGGCAUGAUGCAACGUGGCUACAGUGCCGCACUCGUUAAUGGUCUCGAAUGGCUGGACACAAAGGUUGUGACCACUGUCCUAGAGCAUGCGCGUUCCAUGACUCUCGAUGUUUCUUCAGCAGUUCCUCAUCCGACAAGGAACCUCACUGAUAUUGUCGAUCUGUCGCACAUGCGCGGCUUCAUACAGACAAUUAGAGAGUCCUCCGAUCGGCCUCUGACCGAGCGUGAGUAUCUGACGGUGCUAGUCGCUUCAAAGCUUUCUGCCUCAGACGCGAACAUGACUUCUAUACUACUGCACCAGGCAGCAGCGCUUUCAGAGCUAGCUCUGUCGGAGCGUAUCAUCGAACACCAGGAAAUUCCUGAAGAGGUCAACACCUUCAUCAUAGACUUCUGUCGCGAAGCACGCAAGUUCAUCUGCAGUCCAGCAUGGACAGAAGCUUUCGCUGGUCACCCAGAUUGCGAUCUAGCUGACCUUAUCGAUGGACGACUGUUCGCUUUAUAUGCGCGUACCGAUUCACCAACGCCUAGUGCGCACUUUGAGACCCUUCUUAAGGCUACAAAAGCUCUCAACGGCCUCGAGAUCCCAUCGCAGCCAAGCACGUCCUCGGCUGCACAAGACUCAUCGGAGACCAGCAACGACGACGAAAGCUUCAAGUACAAAGUCUUGCCCUUCUCAAACAGCAUUUUCGAUAAACAUCUAGCCCCGAUACACCUGGAGGUAUCUCGCUCCGGCGCCAAGGCAGACCCGACGUCGGCUACAAUCUUUCGUGAAGUGACGCAUUGGCACAAUCAGAAAUCUCUGAACCCAAAGUCCAGAGUGGUUGUGGAGAAGGAUCCUAAGAUUGCAAAGAAAGCACUCCGCCGGAAUCAAUUCUUCAUGGCUGAGAUGACUUCGUACGCCGCCAGUCUGACCAAUGCUGUGGGCAAAGUUCUAGACCCCGAGGUCAUCACUCUUGGAGACAAAUCGAAACCCAUGCCGGCAAGUGUAGAGAGCAAGCGCCCCAAGCAAGUGCAGAGGCAAAGCUCCAAGAACAUCAACGCUUCAAAGCAGGCUAUGCUAGAUAAUAUUGCAGCAAGCUCAAAGCGAAAGGAUGAGGAGAAUGCAAAGCAGUGGUACCAGGCCUGGACGGUUUCUUGCGCUGGGUUCGAAAAGCAGGUCGAUCUGGCUUCCCGAUACAACAAGGCCAGACAAUACCUGGCGGACCGCAACGAGGCUCAGCGCCAGGUAAUUGGUGCCGAUGUGCGCAUUUACAUGCUCAAUGUCCUCUUGGAGAUGUGGCUGCGUCAUUGCCGCGAUGGUACCAAGGACAAAGGUGUCUAUGUUGCAGCACUCCUCUUCGACACUUCGCGCACUCUCUGUAACCACGAGACUGUUACUAAGACCAUUGCGAUAUGCCUCAAAGCUACUAUAGAGCGCUUGAAGUUGCCUAAGCUGCAGGUACCAUCAACACAAGGCGAUCGGAAGCUCCCCUUCAAAUUUGCCUUGGAAGAGACCUUAGUAUCAGACCUUGCCCUGACACUAUCCCCAGAAGAGUUCCAGCUUCUUCAUUGUGGACCUUACUUUGACCGAACGAUUGACUCUGCACCAGACUCUCGUGUACCGUUUGAGCCAGAUGCGUGGCAGCGACGAGUGCUUGAUGAGAUUGAUGCUCGCCGCAGCCUGCUCGUUAUUGCACCAACGUCGGCUGGUAAAACAUUCAUAUCGUUCUAUGCCAUGAAACAAGUCCUGGAAGCCAACAACGAAGAUGUGCUGGUUUAUGUUGCUCCGACAAAGGCCCUGGUCAACCAGAUUGCCGCUGAAAUCCAAGCUCGCUUUUCCAAGAACUACAAAUACAGCCAGUCUGUGUGGGGUAUUCACACGCGAGACUACCGGAUCAACAACCCUACUGGAUGCCAGAUCCUGGUAACGGUGCCCCACAUCUUACAGAUCAUGCUGUUGGCGCCUAGUAACGCAAAGGGUUGGUCUGAGAGGGUCAAAUGGAUCAUCUUUGAUGAAGUUCACUGCAUUGGUCAAGCUGAAGAUGGAUUGAUCUGGGAGCAAUUGCUGCUCAUGGCUCCUUGCCCCAUCAUUGCCCUCUCUGCAACGAUUGGUAAUGCAGAGUCUUUCAACCACUGGCUUUCAGCUACACAAAAGGCUGCCGGUAACGAGUUGGUAAUGGUACAGCAUCCGCACCGAUACUCUGAUCUUCGAAAGUUCGUCUACACACCACCUGCGAAGCGUAACCCAGCCAGCUACCUCCCCCUCCCAGCGAACCGAUCCUUUGCACAGCUGGGUCUAGACGAGCACACGGAUUUUGCGUUCUUGCACCCUGUUGCAAGCUUGAUCAACAGGAGCCGAGGUCUUCCUAGCGACCUAUCCCUCGAAGCUCGGGACUGUCUUACACUGUGGCAGACUAUGUGCAAGUACCAAACCAAGGAUUACCCCGUCGACAAGUCGCUCAACCCAUCUGAGGUCCUUCCUACCGUUAUCAAGAAGGCGGACAUCAUUAAAUGGCAAGAUGGUCUCAAGAAACUGCUUACCGCUUGGAUGGCGGAUGAGGCGUCACCAUUUGAGAAAGUGCGCGAGGACCUCAGCGGUCCGCUGAAGAAACUCGGAGAUCACCCCAUCGACGACGUCAAAGAAGAGGAGGUCGAUAACAAUGGAGAGGUGGAUGAGCUGGGAAUGGAGAUCAAUCAUGACAUUUCAAGCAUACUUCCCCUCUUAGCUGACCUGCAGCAACAAGAUGCUCUGCCAGGUAUCAUCUUCAACUACGACCGCGCCAUUUGCGAGAAGAUGUGCCGUACGCUCAUGAAGCAACUUGUAGACGCCGAAGUUGCCUGGAAAGAGACAAGCCCCAAGUGGAAAAUCAAGCUGCAGCAGUGGGAAGAGUGGAAGAAGGAGGUUCAGCGACGUGAGAAGCAGGGCCUUCGCGGAGAUGCUUCCAAGGGCAUGACCAAGCAGGAUCAAAUGAAGGAAGCGGCCAACGUCGAAGUCAGCGCUUUUGCUUCAUUUGACCCGAACAAGCCUCUUGAUGGCUUCCACUUUGCCGAUCAUAAAAAGUUGUCACAAGAAGAGUUUGCAGUGCAUGCAAAGGAGCUGCGCUACCGUGGCGUGGAAGAAUGGCUGAUUGAUGGUCUUAUGCGCGGAAUCGGUGUGCAUCACGCUGGUAUGAACCGCAAGUACCGGUACUGUGUUGAAAUGCUCUUCCGCAAAGGCUACCUGCGCGUGGUUAUCGCAACAGGUACGCUUGCCUUGGGUAUCAACAUGCCAUGUAAGACUGUUGUCUUUUCAGGAGAUUCCGUCUUCUUGACCGCUCUCAACUUCCGUCAGGCCGCUGGUCGUGCUGGUCGUCGUGGUUUCGACAUGCUUGGAAACGUCGUAUUCCACGGCGUGUCGCUCAGCAAGAUUCACAAACUCAUCAGCUCCCGAUUACCCGAUCUCAAUGGCCACUUCCCCAUUACAACAACUUUGGUGUUACGGUUGUUCACCUUGUUGAACUCAUCGGAGAAUGCACCAUUUGCCGUCCGCUGCGUCAACGCCCUGCUGUCACAACCGCGAUUGUAUCUAGGCGGACAGGAUGCGAAGAUGACAGUACUCCACCAUUUGCGAUUCUCAAUCGAGUAUCUCCGCAGGCAGUAUCUUUUGGAUGCGCAGGGUAUUCCCCUCAACUUUGCUGGCGCAGUUUCUCAUCUUUAUUUCACCGAGAAUUCAUCGUUUGCGUUCCAUGCCCUGCUCAAGGACGGAUACUUCCAUGAGCUGUGCGCCAAGAUUGACACAAACAAGGAGUCGGUCCUUCGUGAGCUUAUGCUCACAAUGUCACACUUGUUUGGCCGGCGUCACUGUCGACAAGCGGAUGAGGAGUACGUGCAGGAGGUGGUCAAGAAGAGCCCAUCAAUCGUGUUUCUACCAGCAAUGCCAGAGACAGCUGCGAAUGUUUUGCGCCGUCACAACAAGACUACGCUCGAUAUAUUCACAGCUUACGUGCGCACAUUCGUCGAUCAGCACGUACCAGAGCCGGAUAACACCCUUCCGUUGACCGCCGUCACGGUCGGUAGCAAGACCCCCAAGUCGGACCAAAACCAGGUCCAAAAUAUCAAGGCUCGCUCGGCGUUCGUUGCGCUGUCCGGAUACGACGACAAGUUUGAGUCUCUUCAUGAUCUAUGCUCUACUAGCCGUUCCGGUGUCUUCCUAGAGGAAGCCGUCGUACCUCACGUUGGUCUGUACCCCGAAGACUCUGAAUUGCCUCUCAACGCAUAUCUGUAUGACUUCUUUAUGCAUGGAGAUGUCGAGGCCCUCAUAAAGGCCAACAAGAUCCGCCGUGGAGAUGUAUGGUUCGUGCUCAAUGACCUGAGUAUGACGCUGGCGACCAUCACUACCAGCUUGUCCAGCUUCUUGGGUCUGGCCACAGAAUCGGACCUGGACUUCAUCGAUAUCCGCGGUGGUGGAGACGAAGAAGAAGAGAACCGAGAAGACAAGAUGCUGCCAAGUGACACUGCAACUGAAGCUAGUGCCACCACAUCUGGCUCGUCAAAUAAGGGCCCUGUAAAGCAAGAACUUACUAUACAGCCCAAGAAGAAGCUCAAGAAGAAGGUAGAGGAAUCAUGGGAAGACGAAAUGGGCAGCGACUCUGAGGAGUCUGAGGUCGAGGAGAGCUGGGACGCAGAGGACAAUGAAGACAAGGAGCCCCCUGCUUGGGAAGAAGGCGAGGGUCUGCUCAACGUGUUGAAAGCGUUCAAGGCUCUCAAGGAGGAUUUUGACACCAAGUUCAGAGCCAUGUGGGCUUAAACGUAUGUGUUGCUAUCAAUAAGACUGUUGCUAU